AUGCCAUCCCAUCGGCUUCAAGGUAUUGGGAGACAGCAGCAGUGCAGUCUGGGGCGUCAUAGACAUGAUCCUAUAGACCGACUUCCCCGAUUUCCAAAAGAAAUCUACGGCUCGUUUCAAGGCGGUAAUUUUCUCAUUAUUCCUCGCGAGAGCGAUGGCAACAAUUCAACUUGCUUCUUUAUUGAGCUUGCUCAGAGAAUGAUCCCAAAAGAAGCCAUCCUGGAGAAUUUGCAGCACCAGGCGCAGAACAUCUUCCGCCUUCGCCAAGACGAUCUGGUGAUUGUCGAGACUUAUGUGCUUGAGAGAAAGACGAUGGCCAUUGAUCUGAUCAACCUUGAUCGCUACUUCUCUAAGCGCUUUUCUUCUGGAGCAAAUACCACCCCGCUGAAUUUCAAGAAGGCUUGA
Messenger RNA from Penicillium taxi, 405 nucleotides. RefSeq lists its product as uncharacterized. NCBI's taxonomy places the organism in Eukaryota, Fungi, Ascomycota, Eurotiomycetes, Eurotiales, Aspergillaceae. The transcript has 2 exons. The record is from RefSeq and is a predicted model, not a curated record. Bases 1 to 405 code for a protein of 134 amino acids.